CUAGGGAGUGAAGCGAGAGAUUUUCCAAGGCCACCCAUAAACGUCAACUAGCCUGUAACCCGAUAGGCGUUAUUAUUAGUGGCAAAAAGAUUACUGCAACCUCCCCACACAGAGCUAAAAAACCAGCCAGGAAGCAAGCUAGCUGGAGGCACACGUACGGUUUUUCUUUCCUGCUUCGUAAUCAUAAACAAUUAUAUUCCUCAUUUCCAUUUCAUUUUCCAUCUUCUCCCCCAUUUUGCCGGGGAAACCACUUUCUUUCCCUUUGUUUUCCGCCGGUAUCGUUUUUCCAUGGCUGAAACCGGUGUUGUCCGGUUUCCGGGGAGUUUAGACCCACGAGCGGAAGAGUUCACGCCGAGAAAUCAAACUCUUUACCGGCCGGCUCAACUUUUCUACCCUUGCGCACCCACCGAUGGUGUUCCGCUUCAGCCUUUACCUUUUUGUAAUGCUGCUCCGGUUGGUGUUCCGUAUCCGCCGUUCUGUUCUCCUGCGGCGUAUGUUGGCCCCCUGGCUCCGCCGACCGCGGCGACGACGACGCCGCCGCCUCCGUCAUCUUCCUCCCCCUCGCCCACGCGGUCGCUGCUGCUCAGCUCGGUGCCGGCGGAGGUGGUGAGCGAGUCGAUGAUAAGGAAGGAAUUGGAAGUUUUUGGGGAUGUGAGAGGGGUUCAGAUGGAGAGGGUUCGGGAAGGAAUAGUGACUGUUCAUUUCUACGACCUGAGACAUGCAGAGACGGCGUUAAUGGCGAUUCGGAAGCAGCACAUGCAACAACAAACCAGGCUUCGUAAUUUCUAUUCCUCCAUUUUGAAGUCCGGCAAUUCAGCGUCGGAGCCGGAUUGUUACUCCGUCACCGCCCCACUGCCCCCGCCGGCGCGUGGGCUGGUCGCCGGUCGUGCUGUGUGGGCCCAGUACAUUGUCCCGGCGUACAACGCCGUCCCUCAAGGGCAGAACCAAGGGACCAUCGUGAUUUUCAAUUUGGAUUCGGCGGUGUCCACAGAAACUCUCCGACAAACAUUCGAGGCAUUUGGUCCUGUGAGGGAACUGAGAGAGACGCCAUUGAGAAGAAUCAAAGGUUUGUGGAGUUUUUUUGAUGUGAGAGAUGCGGCCAGGGCGUUGAAGGAGAUGAACGGUAAGCAAAUUAACGGUAUGGCCGUUGUGAUUGAGUUCAGUCGUCCCGGUGGGCAUGGCCGGAGUUCUUCACCCACCCUACAUUCUCCAAAACGCAACGAGCCGUUGAACUUCCAACCUCCUCCUCCUCCUCCUCCGCCGCCGCCGUUCGCCCGUAAAAACGCACGUCGUUUUGCUGCUGUUUCUCCCCCGUCUCCUCCUCCUCGCGCUCAUCUUCCUCAGCCCAAGAACAAGGCCAACGAUACCGCUAAUCUGGGAAGUGUGAACUCGGUUUCUUUUUGA
Molecule: messenger RNA, 1404 nt
Organism: Neltuma alba
Lineage: Eukaryota; Viridiplantae; Streptophyta; Magnoliopsida; Fabales; Fabaceae
Product: protein terminal ear1 homolog
Exons: 2
Coding region: 289-1404 (371 amino acids)
Molecular function (GO): RNA binding
Source: RefSeq, a predicted model, not a curated record